AUGGAUGACCAUGUUGCGCGUGCUAUCAAUCUGCUCGAGGAUCCAAACAUUCUCUUUAUUAUCAUCAGGACAAAAUCUUCCGACGCUCAUCAGAGAGCUCUCCAAGUUUCUCUUGCGGUCAAGCGCUUCCGGCACCGUGAAAACCUGUCCGACUUGCACCAAUAUAUCAUUGAAGAGGAGGACACUGCCCAGCCCGUUCCUUCCAGCAAGGGACCGAAAGUGAUUGAUCUGAACGACCCCAAACCUGUUCCUCAGCCAACUUCCUCCAAAGCAUGGACCCCUCCCACACGUAUGGCCAUCUAUCUGUCCACUAUCGUCCUCCCCGAUUUCAACCCAAGUCGCAUGGCGUCUACAAGUAAAGAGCCCGCGGGUAAUUCGCGCAUCCAGUCGAACAAGAUGGGAGAGCAUGCGGGCAAGGCCCCCACCAAACCACCAAAGCCUGGGCAAACACUACCAGGAUCCACAUUGAAAACGCCAACCCCGCCGCCACUGACUGAAGCAGACAGUGGAGGGUCGGGAUGUGGGUCCAAAUCGUCUUUGCGAAACUCUACCUUUGGCAAGUUGUUUCGGUAA
This is a messenger RNA of Cryptococcus amylolentus CBS 6039, 573 nucleotides long. RefSeq lists its product as hypothetical. Lineage: Eukaryota; Fungi; Basidiomycota; Tremellomycetes; Tremellales; Cryptococcaceae. The coding region runs from base 1 to 573 and encodes 190 amino acids. The transcript has 4 exons. The record is from RefSeq and is a predicted model, not a curated record.